Messenger RNA from Pungitius pungitius (ninespine stickleback), 3645 nucleotides. RefSeq names its product RNA pseudouridine synthase domain containing 2 (gene rpusd2). Lineage: Eukaryota; Metazoa; Chordata; Actinopteri; Perciformes; Gasterosteidae. Bases 383 to 2152 code for a protein of 589 amino acids. Gene Ontology annotation, biological process: enzyme-directed rRNA pseudouridine synthesis. The record is from RefSeq and is a predicted model, not a curated record. The transcript is spliced from 3 exons. Gene Ontology annotation, molecular function: pseudouridine synthase activity; RNA binding.
AUCUUUAUAACAUAUUUAUCCUCCGCUGAGUAAAAUACCAUCUUGAUCUGUAGUCAGAUAAUACAAGUAACGUGAUCUAAUAUUAGCAUACCUAAUCAUAAUCUUCUUAAGUGGGUUAAGAAGAGGUUUAAGGUUUCUGCUAUAAUAACUGGCUUGCUUCUCAUCAUUACUGUGCUAAUAUCUCCCCAAAACCUAAUGUAAUACAUACUAUGAACAGUUGGUGGCGAUAAUGCCUCUGAUGAGCUGUUUCUACUCAACGACCAAUAAAAAGAGGAAGAAGGGGCUGAGGUUAACGGUUUGUUGAACUACAGGUUGGACUGAUUUGACUACACGUUUACGUCAUCACUGUGCGCGAUAAGCGACAAGGUCCCCAAACUAAGCAAUGCACGUGAGGGCGUCUGUCAAAGGUUUGAGCAAACGUAACUUACUCUCUGUCUCCUCUUCGGCGCUAUCGAUCGUUAAUAGAGAUGUAAUCAAUCAAAUAGAGCGUCGCUGUGUUUCGUUUCGCAAGGCGUAUUGUCCUUUCAAUCGCCAUUUCUAUUCUCCGCAGUUUAAAACCAGCAGCUCGACGAUGGCGCAGGCAGAAUGCGACAGCACGACACCGGCCGAGGUCAACACCCCGGUGCCCGAUGAGAAGACGACUACCAAAGAAGCUGCAGAAAGUGUCAAAAGAAAGAGUGACGGGGCGGUCGAAGAGGAGACAAGCGGCCAUAGCAAGAGGCGGAGAGGAGCGGGAGGGAAGAAGCCCCGUCCGGGCGAGAGGUACAUCCCCCCUCCGCAGAAGCGGAACCCGGGCGUCAGCUUCAGCCAGGAGCAUUUCGACGAGACCUCCUACUACUUUGAAGGCGGCCUACGCAAAGUGCACCCGUACUACUUUGACUUCAAAACGUACUGCAAAGGCCGGUGGAUCGGGAAGAGCCUCAUGGAGGUGUUCGAGAGCGAGUUCAGAACUGAGUCCAUCGAGUAUUACCAGAUGGCUGUCAAAGAGGGUCGCAUCCGGCUGAACGAGAAGCCUGUGGAAGACCUGUCAUUGGUGCUCCGGAACAACGACCACAUGAAGAACACGGUGCAUCGCCACGAGCCCCCCGUGGUCGGCAGGCCCCUGGAGGUUCUGGUGGACGACGGUGAAGUGCUCGUGGUCAACAAGCCCGCCUCCAUCCCCGUCCACCCAUGCGGCCGUUUCCGCCACAACACGGUGAUUUUCAUCUUGGGAAAAGAGCGAGGCGUCUCUGAGCUGCACACAGUCCACAGACUGGACCGGCUCACCUCGGGCGUGCUGCUGUUCGCCAGGACGCUGGAGACAUCCCAGAAACUAGACAAGCUGGUGAGAGACAGACAGCUUGAAAAGGAGUAUGUGUGCAGAGUAGAGGGCGACUUUCCAGAAGGGGAGAUGACCUGCGAGUUGCCCAUCCUGGUCGUUUCCUUUAAAAUUGGCCUGUGCCGCGUUGAUCCAAAGGGAAAGGAGUCCAGAACCGUCUUCCAGAAGAUGAGCUUCAAUGGAAAAACCAGCGUGGUGCGCUGUUUACCACUGACUGGCCGCACACACCAGAUUAGGGUCCACCUCCAGUACCUGGGCUUCCCCAUCCUCAAUGAUCCUAUCUACGGGUCCUCGGCCUGGGGCCCAAACAGAGGGAAGGGAGGAUUGCCGGAAAAGAGUACCAAGGAGCUGCUGGAGGCCCUGGUAGAGGAACAUCGCUCACAGGAAAGUCUACACCUGCUGGAUAUUCCGGAUGACGGGAUCGAACGCGGGGCGGGGAAAAACACAGCAUCUGAGAAAAUACACGUGUCGGAUGGCCCUUCUGAGCCCAACAGAAGUGGAGAGCGUCAUCCAAUUGAAACACGAGUGCAGACAUGCGGCAGCAAGACAGUGGAGGAGGUGGGUCAGGGCUGCAUGGACCCAGACGGUAACGGCACUUCCUCACUCAAAACUCAACCAAACGCCAAUGAAAAUCAAACCGAGCCAACUGAGGAAAGUCCUGCAGAGAUUAGAGACCACCUGUGCAGCGACUGUAAGCUGGUCCGACCAGAUCCCACAGAGAAAGAGCUCAUCAUGUAUCUCCACGCCUUACGCUACAAGGGACCUGAUUUUGAAUAUUCCACACCGUUACCCGAUUGGGCCGAAGAGGACUGGGUCGAGACUGGUGAGCGCUGACCUGAUGCAAAGGAAUAGAAACUGUAUCUGUAUUCAUUCUCACUUUAAAAUGAUUUGGUUGUCUUUAGAUUGUUUUCAUCCAUGUAGCCUGUAAACUGCCCGGUACUCAAAACAAGUGGGAAAAAAAAGUAAAAUAAAUUACUUUUUGUUUUAAAAUACUUUUAUUUGAGCUCUGUGACACAACAUUGACACCUGUAAAUUAUACUGGUGGGCACUUUUUUUAAGGUGGAGUCAGCAAUUCUGAAGACUGAUUGAUAGUUGAAAUGAACACCAAAAACUACAUUUCCUUUGAAACAUUAUAGUGCUCAAUUAAACAAAGUGGAUUAGAGUCACUGACUCCACCUUUUUAAAAGCCCCAGUGUGUAGCAUUUAAUGGGAUCUAAUGGCAAGAAUUAGCCACCUGAAAAAAAUGAAUGUUACCUUUUUGAAGGAGUGGAUUAUAAAUACAUAAGUAGGUUGUCUUCGUGGUUGAAUAUGGCAUUUCCUGCUGUAGUGCCUACAAGCCCGGCACACAAGGGAAGUUUUAGUUUGUUGCAACCUUCACCACUAGGUGCCACCAAAUCCUACACACUCAACCUUACAUUUUGUCUGUAAGUUGAAAGCCCGAGAGAUUUAAUCCAUCUCUGAGACGGGUUGAUUUCUUCCAAAUGAUUUUAAAUGAAUGCUGGAUGUAUAACUGUGAUUAUACAGUUAAGAUGUCAAAGGAAAACACUUCUUACAUAGAAACAGCUUGGAAAUAAGCACAUCAGACAAAAGUCUCGUCUUGGCCAGGCUUUGGUGCCUUUUUUUUUUAAAGGACACACCCUUUGAACAUAACAGUUUCAGUAGUUUGAGCAUAUGAAAGACAUUUGAAACACGCUGUUCAAGUCAUAAAUAAAUGUCAUUUGCGCAUUAAAAGAAAAGCUGAUGUGACGACUCUGCUGUGCAGUGGGACGUACACAUCUUAGAUUAAACCACAUAUAGUGUAAUAUCUAUAUUAAAAACCCCUUUUUGCCUCUGUAUAGUGAGUGAACAUUAAAUGUAUUUGGCACUUGAACCAACCCUUACGACUCUUAAUUUGACAAUGAAACACUAAAUGCAAACAAGCCAACACUGCAAAUGACACUGGUCACACGGGACAUACUGUACACACGAUCGCAACAAGUGCAAAACCAACUGACUUUAGUUAAGUGAUCCUCUAGAGCUCUUUCUCCCCUUGUUCAUCCCACAUUUAUGGAAUACUAUUAUGUCCAUGAAUGUAUACAGCUCCUUGAGUUCCAGCACUGGAUUUUGCCAGGCACAAAGUACACUCUGCAGGUACAGUUCUUGGUUAUAUAUAGAUAUUGUAUGCUAAGGAAGCUUUGUCUCACUGUCAUUUGUUUGAAAAUAUGGUUUUCUGCAAAUCAUGCUUUGAUAAGACCUUUUGCUGCGGCAGCAACAUUAGACAAACAUGCUGUCACACGUUACAUUUGGGUGGCUUAUCUUUCCUUUAUCUUUUCUUCAAAAGUAACAAG